AUGCAUAAACUGGAGUUAUCCGGUAGGUUAGCAAAAUGGGCGGUAGAAAUCAGUGGGUAUGACACCGAGUAUAAACCUCGAACAACCAUAAAGUCUCAGAUCUUGGCAGACUUCGUGGAGGAUUUCACGUCUGCACUGAUACCCAAGGUUGAAAGGGUGCUAGCACUAACCUCGGGUAAACCAGUCGGAGUAUGGACCCUACAUACGGACGGUGCAUCAAACAUAAAAGGGUCCGGGCUCGAUAUUGUGCUGAGAAGCCCAGCCGAAGAAUUAAUACGUCAAUCUAUAAAAAUAUCCUCGAAAUUGACUAACAAUGAAGCUGAGUAUGAGCCUUUGAUUGCAGGUUUAAAGUUGGCCCGAGGAUUGGGAGCUGAGAUCGUUGAGGCGAUGUGCGAUUCCCUCCUGGUCGUAAACCAAAUCAAUGGGACUUUCGAGGUGAAGGAUGAUAGAAUGCAAAAAUAUUUGGAGAAAGUUGAAGUAGUCUUACAUCGGUUCAAAGAGUGGAUGGUCCAGCACACUCCGAGGGAACAGAACACAGAGGCCGACGCCCUAGCAAAUCUGGGCUCCUCGGUUGAAGCCGAAAGGCUAAGCUCGGGUGCAAUUUUUCAACUAAUGAGUUCAGUUAUUGAAAGCAACCAGGUCGAAGUUAACGCUGCGAGUUUAACUUGGGAUUGGCGGAAUAAGUACAUGAAUUAUCUAGCAGAUGGAAAGCUGCCCUCGGAUUGGAAGGAAUCACGUGCAUUACGGACUAAAGCAGCAAGGUACUGCAUAGUCGAUGGUAAGUUGUACCGACACUCCUUCUAUGGCCCCCUCGCUAGAUGCCUAGGUCUCGGUGAAGCCGACUAUGCGAUGCGAGAGGUACAUGAGGGAACAUGCGACAAUCAUUCUGGAGUCGAACUGCUAGUCCGCAAACUCAUCUGGGCAGGAUACUAUUGGGAUCACAUGGAAAUAGAUGCAAAAAACUUCAUCCGCAAGUGUGACCAGUGUCAGAGGCACGCCCCGGUGAUACAUCAACCGAGUGAAUUGUUUCAUCCAAUACUUUCCCCAUGGCCCUUCAUGAAGUGGAGAAUGGAUAUAGUUGGACCUCUACCAUCGGCACUAGGUAAAGCUCGUUUUAUAUUAUUUAUGACUAACUAUUUUUCUAAGUGGGUUGAAGCUUAG
Molecule: messenger RNA, 1161 nt
Organism: Lycium barbarum (goji berry)
Lineage: Eukaryota; Viridiplantae; Streptophyta; Magnoliopsida; Solanales; Solanaceae
Exons: 1
Coding region: 1-1161 (386 amino acids)
Molecular function (GO): RNA-DNA hybrid ribonuclease activity; nucleic acid binding
Source: RefSeq, a predicted model, not a curated record